GUCUAAGAAGAUAAAAGUUUAUUUGGGGAGGAGAGACGUGAACAAACACUUAUUAAGCACCCACUGUAUACGGUGGUAACAACCAGCAGUGGUUAUCAUGUUCCAGGCACUGUGCUCAGAUGUCCAUGCUAACGUUUUACAAAUGAGGAAACAGGUUCAGAGACAUUAACAGCAAUGAUAGUUGUAGUCAAACAGCAGCCAUUUACUGUAUGUACUCUCUGCUUAUCUCAGCUUCAUCUGCAAAGUCCUCCAGACCCCUGGCCCCUCACCUCUCUGACCUCGUGGGGCCUCCUCGCCUCCCUCAAGCACAUCCGCACAGACCGACCUCAGGCCUCCGACCCUGUCUGUUCCACCCGCCCAAAAUGCUUUUCCCAGAUAUCCACGUGGUGGACUCCCUCACCUCUUUCAAUCUUGCUCAAGUAUUACCUUCACAGCUCAGUCCUCCCUGGCACCCCUCAGCCCCAUGGCCCUCCAUCCUCUACCCCACUUCCUCCCCGCCCCCCAGCCCUAUCCCUAACAUACUAAAUCAUCUACUUACUCCGUAUCUAGCAUGAAUGUGUCAUCGCUACAAGCGCAGGGGUCUUUGUUAUUUUUGUUCAUUGUUAAAUCCCCAACACAAAGAACAGAGUCUGGCCCACAGGGUACGCUCAGUAACUAGUCCUUGGAUGAACGGAAUCUUCACAGCACCCUUCUCUCGUCAUUGUCAUUUUACAGAUGAGGAAGCUGAGGCUCAGAGAGGCCAAGUGACUUGCUCAAGGUCACACAGCCAGGAGGCAGCAAACCCGAACCCCUCGCCCUUUUGCCCCAACAGGUCUGGCCUCACCCCACAGACAAUGGCUUUGCCCCCCAUGAGCUAGAGCCUGCUCCCCUCCCCCGGUGCCGGCCCCCCCUGCCCCGCCAGCCAGCAGGAUGCAGCUGUGGAAGGCAGUGGUGGUGACCCUGGCCUUCAUGACCACGGACGUCGGCAUGACCACGGCCAUCUACAUCUUCAGCCACCUGGACCGCAGCCUGCUGGAGGACAUCCGCCACUUCAACAUCUUCGACUCGGUGCUGGACCUCUGGGCGGCCUGCCUGUACCGCAGCUGCCUGCUGCUGGGGCCGGAGCAGGCGUCGGGGGCCACGCUGCAGAAGCUGCUGUCCUACACCAAGCCCGACCUGGCCUUCCUGGUGGCGGCCUCCUUCUUCCUGAUCAUCGCGGCUCUGGGAGAGACGUUCCUGCCCUACUACACCGGCCGCGCCAUCGACGGCAUCGUCAUCCAGAAGAGCAUGGAGCAGUUCAGCACGGCCGUCGUGGUCAUGUGCCUGCUGGCCCUUGGCAGCUCAUUUGCCGCAGGUAUUCGGGGCGGCAUUUUUACCCUCAUAUUUGCCAGACUGAACAUUCGCCUCCGGAACUGCCUCUUCCGCUCGCUGGUGUCUCAGGAGACGAGCUUCUUUGACGAGAACCGCACAGGCGACCUCAUCUCCCGCCUCACGUCGGACACCACCAUGGUCAGCGACCUGGUCUCGCAGAACAUCAACGUGUUCCUACGGAACGCGGUCAAGAUCACGGGCGUGGUGGUCUUCAUGUUCAGCCUCUCCUGGCAGCUCUCCCUGGUCACCUUCAUGGGCUUCCCCAUCAUCAUGAUGGUGUCCGACAUCUACGGCAAGUACUACAAGAGGCUCUCCAAGGAGGUCCAGAACGCCCUGGCCAGAGCCAGCAACACGGCCGAGGAGACCAUCAGUGCCAUGAAGACCGUCCGCAGCUUCGCCAACGAGGAGCAGGAGGCGGAGGUGUACUCGCAGAAGCUGCAGCAGGUGUACAAGCUGAACAGGAAGGAGGCGGCCGCCUACACGUACUACGUCUGGGGCAGCGGGCUCACGCUGCUGGUGGUCCAGGUCAGCAUCCUCUACUACGGAGGCCACCUCGUCAUCUCCGGGCAGAUGACCAGCGGCAACCUCAUCUCCUUCAUCAUCUACGAGUUUGUCCUGGGAGACUGUAUGGAGUCCGUGGGCUCUGUCUAUAGCGGCCUGAUGCAAGGAGUGGGGGCCGCCGAGAAGGUCUUCGAGUUCAUUGACCGGCAGCCAACCAUGGUGCACGAUGGGAACUUGGCCCCUGACCGCGUGGAGGGCCGCGUGGACUUUGAGAACGUGACCUUCACCUACCGCACUCGGCCCCACACCAAAGUCCUGCAGGACGUCUCCUUCAGCCUGUCCCCAGGAAAGGUGACUGCGCUCGUGGGGCCCUCGGGCAGCGGGAAGAGCUCCUGCGUCCACAUCCUGGAGAACUUCUACCCCCUGGAGGGGGGCCGCGUGCUGCUGGACGGCAAGCCCAUCAGCGCCUAUGACCACAAGUUCCUGCACCGCGUGAUCUCCCUGGUGAGCCAGGAGCCGGUGCUGUUUGCCCGCUCUAUCACGGAGAACAUCUCCUACGGCCUGCCCACCGUGCCCUUCGAGAUGGUGGUGGAGGCUGCGCAGAAGGCGAAUGCCCACGGCUUCAUCAUGGAGCUCCAGGACGGCUACAAUACAGAGACGGGGGAGAAGGGCGCCCAGCUGUCGGGGGGCCAGAAGCAGCGGGUGGCCAUGGCCCGGGCUCUGACUAAGCAAGGACCCAAGCAUGAGAGGGAUGAGGCGGGGGGGGGGUGGCCAACCAGCCUCCUGUCUCCCCAGAUCCAGCGCGCCAUCCACGGCAACCUGCAGAAGCACACGGUGCUCAUCAUCGCGCACCGGCUGAGCACGGUGGAGCGGGCGCACCUCAUCGUGGUGCUGGACAAGGGCCGCGUGGUGCAGCAGGGCACCCACCAGCAGCUGCUGGCCCAGGGCGGCCUCUCCUCCAAGACCUCCAGUGCUGACAUUCACGUCCUGUCUGUCUCCACGGGGCUGUGCCGGGACCAGGCCCCCACCCUCGCCAGCCCCCGGAGCUGCGGGACGGUCCCGCGCAGGACAGCGGCACAGGUCUACACGGUUUGCAUGAACUCUAUCACGUAA
Molecule: messenger RNA, 2964 nt
Organism: Myotis brandtii (Brandt's bat)
Lineage: Eukaryota; Metazoa; Chordata; Mammalia; Chiroptera; Vespertilionidae
Gene: ABCB9
Product: ATP-binding cassette, sub-family B (MDR/TAP), member 9
Exons: 15
Coding region: 910-2964 (684 amino acids)
Biological process (GO): peptide transport; transmembrane transport
Cellular component (GO): lysosomal membrane
Molecular function (GO): ABC-type oligopeptide transporter activity; ATP binding; ATP hydrolysis activity
Source: RefSeq, a predicted model, not a curated record